AUGCGGGAGGAUCUGGGAGACUCACCAUGUUUCAAAUGGAUUCGUCUCGUUGCUUGGGACUUGGCAAAUCGUCGAAUUAGUUCCCUUCGCUGUUAUUGGAUUACUUGGAGGAGCGCUUGGCACAUUUUUCAUCAAGCUCAAUGUGAAAUGGAUGAUGAAGAAGCGACAGUAUUCGAUUCUCUUGCAAGUCACCCAAUCUACGAAGUCGCUCUUGUGACAUUGGGAACGUGUUUUAUCAAUUAUCCAUUACCGAUGUUAAGAACGCCAAGUUCGUUUUUAUUGGAACAAUUGUUUGGUCGUUGUGGCGUCUCAUCAGAUCCGGAUGUAUUUUCAUUGUGCUCUUUAAGAAGUGAUGAUGAAUCGUCUUAUUCUGAUUAUUCGCUUAAAUGGACGGUUUUGCUAGAGUUAGGAUUCGCUGCGGUUGUCCGCUUUUUCCAGACUGUGCUCACAUUCGGAAUUGGAGUGCCAGCUGGAUUGUUUGUUCCGUCACUAAUGGUUGGAGCCCUUAUCGGACGUUUUGUUGGUCUCGUCAUGAUCAAACUUAACUCUGUAUUCGGUUUUGUUUCCUGCCAUAAAUGCCUCCACCCAGGAGUUUACGCUAUAGUGGGCGCAGCUGCAAUGUUGGGUGGUGUAACACGAGUCACAAUUUCUAUUGUUGUUAUCAUGUUCGAAUUGACGGGCGGUUUAUCUUAUGUCGUUCCAUUCAUGGUUGCUGUCAUGAUUGCAAAAUGGGUUGGUGAAGCUCUAUGCGAUAAGUCUAUCUAUGACUGUUAUAUCCGAUUGAAAGGUUAUCCCUAUUUAGAUGAUCACCUUGAUGUAUCCUUACAAGGGAUAUCCGCUCGUCAACACACGGCAGGAUAG
Messenger RNA from Condylostylus longicornis, 861 nucleotides. Its product is annotated as H(+)/Cl(-) exchange transporter 3-like. The transcript has 3 exons. Gene Ontology annotation, cellular component: early endosome; membrane; Golgi apparatus. Gene Ontology annotation, molecular function: voltage-gated chloride channel activity. The record is from RefSeq and is a predicted model, not a curated record. Gene Ontology annotation, biological process: chloride transport; transmembrane transport. The coding region runs from base 1 to 861 and encodes 286 amino acids. NCBI's taxonomy places the organism in Eukaryota, Metazoa, Arthropoda, Insecta, Diptera, Dolichopodidae.